GUGGGCAACAAUGCUUUCUCGUUCAUUAAUGGAAUAUAAUAUUUGUUCAUCUUGAUAGAGUUAAGUUUUCAUUUCUAUAGUGUUUUAUUUUCUCCAGUUGCAUGCUCAGUCGUUUAUUCUUUGCCGUUUGAAUCAGUAACUCUUUUCUUCCGCCUACUCAGCCACGGUACUUAAUCCUUCCGAUCACACUGCAUACAUAAUCACCAAAGGAACCCUGAAAAAUGUCUGUCCCCCAAUUAGAUUCAUGUUGCUGCGGUUGCAGCUUGAAAACAGGCUCAAAGAUCAUUGGGUGGAUAUCCAUGAUAGCCAACAUUGUCUUGGUAAUAAUAUUAGGAUUGGCUCUUGCAGGCCUUUACUACAUCGAAGAACAUCGAGAUAAACUUACUCCUGAACAUAAAGAUGUACUUGAUCACUUAUCCAUAAAGAAAUCUGCUGCCAUUAUGAUGAUAAUUAUUCAUGUCAUUGGCUGUAUUUUGUCUUUGAUUCUUCUGAUUGGAGUAUAUCAGCAAAAAGCCAAGCUGGUGCUGACGUGGGUGUUGAUCUCUUUGACUUGUGCUCUUAUUGAACAACUUAUCAUCAUAUUUAAGUUGUUUACUGUAUACCAGGCUGAAGAUAUUGGCUACAUAAUUUGGUUUUUGUUUAGGCUAUAUUUCUUCCUGGUUGUAUACAGUUUUUACCGUGAGAUCCAGAAUGUCGUGCAAGCUUGGCGGCUAACGCUUUGAUACCGCCAAUGAAGUGAAAACUGCUAUGGAGUCAUGGCUUCAUUCAUUGGUCGGAAUCUUCUGCGAAGGGGGCAUAGACAAAUUAAUCAUCCGCUACAAGUGUUUGCACAUCGGUGGAAACUAUGUUGAAAAGUAGUUUAAGGUUUUGACUUUCAUGUAGAAAUAAAAUUGUGUUGAAAAAAUUGUUUUACUUUUUUGAACAGUACUUACCUUCUGAACAUGCUUCAUACAUUCAAUUUCAACUUUCUUGAUAUGAUUAUUUUACACAGUAUGAAACAUGCUGUGUAUGGAUGGCAUACUAAAACUCUCCAAUGGAACCCGGUGUAUCUGAAAUAUUUUAUAAGGAAGAUGUAACAUAAUUUGAAUGAAUUAAGCUGUGGGUGGUAAGUAAAAUAUAUUUUAUCUUGUCAUUUUGCUCAGUUUUAAACAUUCAGUGAAAAGUAAUAUAAAGCCAAUAAACCUUUCCUUUGUGACUUUUACUUUUCCCCGCCAAAUUUAGAGAUAGAUUGUUUUACAUUUAAUUGUAUAUUGGCUUUGUAUAUCUUUAUAAACUUAUAAAUUAAUCCGCAUUAACCAGAACCCAUAGACUCAGCCACAGUCUGUGGUAUUCUUAGAUUUUCGUGUAACAAUCUAGAAGCCUGCAUAAGCUAUUGUACAAAAUAAAAUCAAUUUAAGCGUGUUUCUGAUUAGUAUUUACUCUAUAAGCCAAACAUCUAACCAAACCAGCAAAUGAAUAAUUUGGAUUAACGUGAGCUGCAUGAAAUUAUUUUGUUAUUCAAAUUAAAUUAAUUCAAAGGAAAUAUAGAAUGGGUUUGGUUUUUAAUAUAUAAAUAUUUUGUAUGAGCACCGAUAAGGAAAAUAUAUAACGGCCAGUAUUCAAUUAACGGCAGAGCACACGAAGACAGUGUUCUGGUACCACCUCCCUCAGAUAAUAAGAACUUUUGGAUAAUAAUACAGAAAACUUUCUAUUUCACUUAAGAAAUGCAUCAAAACAUUAUUUUAAGACCUUUAUAUUCCAAAUUUCCCUGGUUCCUCUUUUUUCUGAAGAGCUAAAAUACUCCCUGGAUUUCCACCUACACUUCCAGAAGUCAAACGCUGCAUAUAACAUUGUUCCAGCAAAAAUUAUAUUAACCUUUACACUGACAACAUUAUCCAUAUUUAUCCUCAAACAUGAAUCCAUAACAUCAACACUAAAGAUGGACUAUGCAAUGGACACAAAAUUAGAUAAUAUCUCUUUGUUGAAUCAUAGUCUUGUCAACCCCAUCACUACGAGUGCUCUUUCUCUUACUUUGUUUAGAUAUUGUAGUUGAACAACAUGCCUAGUCCUUCUUGUGAAAGAGCACAUGUUUUAGUUGAAUUUAAUCAUAUAUUCACAUUUGUCAAUUAGUGAUCUAAAGUUACAAAUUGUACAGAUUGUAUAUAAAAAUUCUAUUUUGUGAUAAAUGGUGACUAUGGAAAAAAUAUUCAAAACUGAUAUGUUAGAAUUACACUGCUUAUGAUUUGUACAUGAAUAAAUCUAAUUUAAACUAAAGUGAUGAAAAUAAAAAAAAAAACUCCAAAGUAUAUUUAGACUGUGGUGAGUAUGCAAAAAUAUUUAGGCUGGGCUAAGCCUAUUAGGAUUGAUACACACUUUAAUCAUGUACACGACCACCUUCAAAAAAAUACAUGGUUACUUUUAAAAGUAAACUACAUUUUAUAACAUUAACAAAUUUGGUCAAUUAAAUUUAAUCCACACAUCUGACUAUCUUCACAUGAUACCAUCAAUGUGUGACAAUUUAUAACAUUUGACCUCCUGACUCUGAACUUAAUUCACAAGACCACGUGACCACGUUCUCUCAACCCCAGACUUUCUACAUAUGACGAUCAACCUUGGGGAUAUUAAAUGAACGAGAUUACCUACAUCUGGAUUUCUACACAUAACACAACACAUCCACACUUGAGCUUUGAUAUAUAUGGUAUCACCAACGUGAGGGAAAAUUUAUUAUUAACCCAACAUAUCUGAACAGCGACCAACAGUGGGGCUAUUGAAUAAACUCAGACAUCCUGAACGUCUUCAGCCUGAAGCUUAAUAAAAUUUCCAGCUGUAUUCAUUGUUUACUUUUUUAGUGGCAGUUGCUAAGGUUAGGUGUGUUUUAAAACUCAGAGAUUUUUGUUUGUUACAAAAAUUUAUCAAAGAAUUUUUAUCAAAUUUUGUGUGAGAAAUGAAAUGAUGCUAUGAGUAAAACAAGGGUUUACAAGUGGUAUAAAUGUUUCUAAAAUGGGCGUGAAGACAUUGAAGAUGGCAAACGUUCAGGACACCCUAGUUUAUCAACAACCAAUGAAAACGUGAAAAAAGUGGAAGAAAUAGUUAUGAAUGAUUGCCAUAUUAUGAUCAAAGAAGUCACUGGUGGUAAUGGCGUAUCAGUUGUCUCAUGUCAUUAAAUUAUUUGGAUGUAGUAAGAAUAAAACAUGUGGCAGCAAAAUUUGUUCCAACAUUUUUUUUAAUUUUGAGCAAAAACAGCAGUGAAGGUAGUUGCUCAGGAGUCACUAAAUGAAGUCAGCGACGAUUCAGAAUUACUUAAACGUGUUAUAACAGGUGAAGAAACAAUGUUUAAGGAUGUGAUCUCAAAACAGGCUUAAACCUCCCAGUGUAGGCAUUCUGGAACGCCAAAACCAAAAAAGGCUAGAUAAGUACAGUUGAACGUAAAGGUUAUGCUCACUGUGUUCUUCGAUUUUAAUGGCAUAGUGCAUCAGGAAUUCUUGGCACAAGGUCAAGUGGUCAAUAAGGAGUACUUACUUACUUAUAAGUUCAACACCGUUUGUGUGCAGCAAUCUGAAAAAUCACCCAGAUUUGUGGCAUAACAAAAUCAGUCAUACAACGUUACCAUGCAGUCAUGCACAUAAUAACCUAUCACUAACAACUGACCAAUGCCAAGUAGUAAAUUUUGGCUAUCACCAUGGCAGAAAUAAUAUGAUAGCAAUCGGGAACAGUGCUGGACCUUUCUUGUUUCACUCUAACUUCUACCCACCAAAACGGCCUAAUUUCAUCUCAUCAUAGUUCAAUGAUUUCUCUGAAAACUAUAUGCAGAUUUGGUGUAUGCGAUGUUUAGUAACACAAAUCAGGUAAAAUGAAAAUUUGUCUCAGGUUAUUUUUCAAA
Molecule: messenger RNA, 3859 nt
Organism: Homalodisca vitripennis (glassy-winged sharpshooter)
Lineage: Eukaryota; Metazoa; Arthropoda; Insecta; Hemiptera; Cicadellidae
Exons: 7
Coding region: 222-722 (166 amino acids)
Source: RefSeq, a predicted model, not a curated record